UUGGCGGCUAGUCAGAUGACGAAUUGACGAGUCGUUUUUUGGAAUACUUAUAAAUAUUAAGCGACAUUAUAUAACGAGAUGCAUAAUCUGUUUGCCACUGGACAAGGACAACAGGUUUGAUGUCGACGUUCCUUUUAUUGUUUUAGAAUCGUGAAAAACAAGGUCAUUUCGGUAUGGAAAUCGCGGUUGGGUAUGCGCUCCGAAAACUUUUGGUUUACUUAUCAGCUGUGGCCAUAAUUUGCCAUGCGAUCGUGAUGAUGUCCCUGCUUAAACUCAUUUCCAUCAUAUCUCCGGUACUGGCGAAAACAAUCAUUUUAAAACUCGGGGAGAUGUUUACGAUGACACAAAAUCCCAAAUUCAAAUACGAAGACUGGGGUCCGUCUUUCUUUUCUCCGGUGUUCGUCAAAACUGUGAUCUCCGUGAACUGGUGCUCGCUUGGCCUGGAGGCGUUUGAAGGGUACACGGCUCCAGAUACGCCUGUUUAUACAAUGGAUGGACAGAAAACGAGUAUUCACCGUUUUCUUAAAGAGAACCGUCCACUGGUUCUGAGUUUUGGAAGCUGCACAUGACCCCCAUUUCUCUACAAACUUGAUGAGUUCAAACGACUUGUCAAGGAUUUCAGAGACGUGGCAGAUUUCCUUGUUGUUUACAUCGCAGAGGCUCAUGCAACCGAUGAUUGGGCUUUUGCAAACAACGUUGACAUCAGUGUGCAUAAGAACAUGGAGGAGAGACUGGCUGCAGCCCGGGUCCUAGUCAAAGAAGACCCACUUUGCCCUGUUGUAGUGGACGAAAUUAGCAAUAUCACCGCCAGCAAGUACGGGGCUCUUCCUGAGCGACUGUAUGUCCUUCAGAAUGGAAAAGUUAUCCAUCAGGGUGGCAUGGGACCCUUGGGGUACAGGCCUGAAGAAGUCCGCAAAGUCUUGGAGAAAAUGAAAUAAGAGAGGCAUAAAGGGAAAAUUUGAGGGGUGGGGGUCAAUGGUCUAAUGGACAUCAAAUGUUUUGUUGAAAACGGCAUAGAAAAUUAACAGAAAUGUGUGAAACCAAGAUGAAUGCAAGAUUUUAUUCGUAAAGUAGGACAAUUUAGUACUUCUGUUUGAAAUUAGAUUUAUUAUACACUGAAAAAAAUAAAUUGUAGAAUUUACUUAAAAAAAAAAAAAACAUGCAAAUUGUUACGAGGAUUUUAUUAAGUAAAAUUUGCUGUUAUAAUUCAAGUACAACUUACUAACCAGAAUAAAGUAAAUUCUACUUAUUAAAUACAUUUUGUUUUUGUUAAAAUAUCAAGUAAAUGUUACUUAAAGUAAACAAAACAAAAAUUAUGCUGAACAAAAACAUGUCUAACUCAAACUUCACGGAUCACUUACUUUCAUAUUGAAAUAUACUAUUUUUAUACAACAUAGAUGGUCAAGUGAGAAGAGACUGGUGGUCUCUGUACUGGCAUUAGCACUGUUACUGCUCAAUAAGUGAAAUAACACACUUCUAUACUAUCGUGCCUCCCUUAGCCUAGGCACAAGCACCGCUCUUCUGAACAACGGUAACAACCUUAAAAAAUACCCAAAUUUAAAAAUAAUACUAAAACUCUCGUAAAUCUCAAUGAUAAAUCAACAAAAAACACAACCAAGUCUUUCUUUUUACUGAAAAACACUUAAAAUGACAGUUAAUCUGGAAAAUUGAUCUCCUAAUGCAGUCAGAUGCAAAGCAUGCAGGGAACUACUGAUCAACUGCCAAGGUAGUUAUAUCUACAAAAAUUAUUUAUGUAAUCAACACAAAAUAAAUAAGUAAACUUAAUUUGACCAAUUUAAAUGGGUUUAACAUAAUAAAAUUGAGUUGGAUUUACUUAAUAAUUUGUUCAAUUAAAAUCACUCAAACAAAAUAAUUAAAAUCUUAAGAUAUUUUGACUCAAUUUUUUGUUAAAAACAGGAACAUAAUUAUAAUAAGUAUAAAAUCUACUAAGGCACAUAAUCAUUUUUUGCAGUGUAGAAGUUUCAUACUUUUACAUUUUUAUUUCUCAGACAUCCACCGUUUCUAGUGUCUGUGCUCAUUUUCUCUGUGUCCCUGUGUUUGUUUGUGAAAGAUACAGAAUAAACCAACUGGUCUCUGUAACUUGAUGUUUCAAACGCAGAAAAUUUGAGGUAGGGCAUGGAACAGCAUCACUGCUGAAUGUCUCCUGUCAAGUCUAUAAAUUAAAAAACUAUUUGUAUAUCAAAAUGUUUUUAUGGUUUUCUAUUUUUCUGUUCCAUUUUCAUUUAUAUGCAUAUGGGCAUUUAAUCAUUAUCAUGUUUCUCUAAUUUUGUACAAUUCAACUAUAUAUUACGCAUAAUAAACCUAUAAAUUCUGACUAUGGGCAAGCUAGGAAAGUUAUGAUUUUACAAUAUAUCGGCAUCUAAACAGUUAAGCAGUCAUGGUGUGUUGUCCUUCAUUGUUAAAUGUAUUUUGAACUCUUGUUGACCAACAAAUAUAUCAAAUGACUUUUUUCAUGAAAGGAUGGAUUGGUUUGGGAGGCAUGUAUGAAGUACCACCGAACCUGUGAAAGACAAAAAUGUAUGCACAGUAUAUUAGUUGUGGUGUAGAUAAGGUAGCUGUAGUGACCUCCCACUUGAAAAGCUUCCAGACGAAUUUAACGUUCAUCUUGUAGAUCUCAUCAAACCAAACAAAGAUAAAGCUGUUUAAAUUAUCAUUACUGAACUGUUAGUCAAAUGACCGGAUGUAAUAAUUAACUAAAUAUACUCAUUUUUAUAUUUCUAAAGUAAUACCUGCCAUUACAUGUAAAUGUCGAACCUAAUAUAAAUUAAAUUACCAAGAAAAAAGUGAACUGAACUGCAGUCGUACAUUGUACAUGGAAACCUGUUUGUGGCAGUCUAUACAGACCAGUCCAGAGGCAAAGACAGAUUUUGUAUUCAACUUUCGAGACCUAAAAGAACUGCUAGAUCUACAUGACUUAUCCUUAUCAAGCAUUUUAAACAUUGAGCAAAACCUUUAUGAUAAUAGUCUAUCCUAUCUUGCUGUGUUUUCCUGAGGAUUGGCAGCCAAAAGAAGAGCAAUGUGUCAACAAGCAUGUCUAAUGCCUAUUAAUAUGUGCGGUAAACCUAAAAACGUACCCUUCCCAGCAUCCAAAAAGUGGACACAUGGGGAAGUGAAUAGUACGUUUGUCUAAAGUAAAUAAACUAAAAAGAGAUUAGGUUUUGCUAAGAAUAAAAUGAGGAAAAUUAACUUUGGUUCAAUCUAUUUAUUAAACUAGGACCUCAUAAAAAAUGCUGUGCUACGAUUUUUACACAAUUUUACUCAAAUAAUAAACCAGUCGCAUUCCAGGGUUCUUCACAAAGUUUCCAAAAGAGUACAUGUAUUACGAGUGAAAGACAGAGGCCUUUGACAAUUUGGGAACAAUUUUAUCUUACAUCGAAACUGGUUCAAGGAUUUCAAGAGAAUGAUUUACAUGGAAAUCGAAUGGCUGGACCUUGGCUCUCUAGAGACGCUACCCUAAAUAAAGUCUGGGAACAUCAAGCUUUACAUCGUUUUCCAAAGUUAAUAUCAUUUCACAUUGAGAUUUUCCUUUCUCUUCAAGCAUUCAGCUGGAAACUGAAGGUUUAGGUUUUCAAACACUGCUUCCCGUUUGCAUUAUGACAGUAUGAACGAC
Triplophysa rosa is the source of this 3631-nucleotide messenger RNA. RefSeq names its product iodothyronine deiodinase 1 (gene dio1). Lineage: Eukaryota; Metazoa; Chordata; Actinopteri; Cypriniformes; Nemacheilidae. Gene Ontology annotation, molecular function: thyroxine 5'-deiodinase activity. The transcript has 4 exons. The record is from RefSeq and is a predicted model, not a curated record.